Bipolaris oryzae ATCC 44560 is the source of this 159-nucleotide messenger RNA. RefSeq lists its product as uncharacterized. The record is from RefSeq and is a predicted model, not a curated record. Lineage: Eukaryota; Fungi; Ascomycota; Dothideomycetes; Pleosporales; Pleosporaceae. The transcript has a single exon. Bases 1 to 159 code for a protein of 52 amino acids.
AUGUCUUCUGCAGCACAUAUCGCCAAAAACUCAGCCAUGCAGCCAGCCGAAUCGCCCCAGUUAUUCGCCUCAGCUCUGACGUCCGAACUGCGGAUGCCUUCAUCACCCUGCCAAGUGGCAAAGACGGGUCCGGCAAAUUUCUCGAAGAAUUUUACGUGA